ACUAUCUGCUUAUGUGAGAAGAGACCCAGGCGACAGAGGGAGGACGUGGUUUGGAAUUAAAAGUCAACACCUUGGGAGAGAAACACUGAACUGUGUCAGGCCUGGCAUAAAGAAUUACUUUGCUAGUCUUUAGGGUUGUUGUUUUGUCAAGACGCCUGAGAAAGGACUGAAAACCGAAACUUAAGGUUGAUCUUGCGAGGACAAACAAAAUGAAAAGUUCAGAAUCUGUAUAGCUUUCGAUUGUAGCACGAUGAAGCCUUUAUCUUUCCACAUCAUCUCUGACAAGACUCUGCUGUGUGUCUUCCUGACUCUUCUUUGGGUAAGUUUUUCUGUAAGCUUAUAUGUCAGUAGACCUCAAAUAAUGAAUGAUCAAUCCAGUGAAGAGGGUAACCCUCAACAGAAGGAGACUUAACCACAGUUAAGAUUCCCCUCAUGAUACCACUCAUGACAAAGUUUAGACAAUAGAAUCAGUUGUUUGGAAUAUAAGUAGCCUAAUUACAUAAAAACAGACUUUCCUUAACCUGAGGAUGAUGGAUUUUUUCAGAUUGUGAAAUAGUUACAUGAGAAUUUAUUAUUUCUCAGCAGCAGUUAUCUUUUCUCACUGACUUCCUCAGGGGAACAAACCCUUAAGAGGAAAUGGCUUUGAAUAAAACAUUAACAAAAGCUGUGCAUUCAGCAUUUUUCCCCCCUGAUUUUUCCGUUCUUUAAUUUUAGACAGCGUUACGUGGCUUGAAAUUUUUAUACCAGUCCUUGCUUUUCGAGAGGAAAAAAAAAGUUGUACGUUUGUAGUCAUAAUUUGGUAAAAAAAAAAGUGUAGGUCGUGGGAGAUGUAUUUUGUCAGCAUGGUCCAAAAAUAUCCGAACUCAAUAAAUGGGACUUUCUGUCAUUUUGAAAGACAGUGGUUAGCAGCAGUUUCUGUGUCACUCUUUUGCCAACUUCUUUUAGUUUUGUAUCUGGGGUGUUUUAACUUUAACAUGAUGAUUUAGAGGUCGAGGUAAAAUAAAGACAUUUCUGAAACAAUUUCAAGAAUUAUUUUGCGGUCAAUCGUACUUCAAGGUCACAACAACAACAAAUAUAUGUUUCUGUUAGAGGAUUUAAAAACCUGCCAAUAAGCCUGUUCACUUUUGAACAGGAUUUAACAUUAUAACAGAGUCAAACACCUCUAAAUAGUAGUGUUGUCCUAAACUUUGACAUAAGUUGACAUUUAAAGGCUGGUAGAUAGAGUAUGAUAUGAACAUUGCAUGGUAUGGUGACAUUUCUUGAAGACACAGAGAAUUUACACUGAAGUUUUCCCAACCUUGUACACUGUAUAAACCAAUGAAUGUGUCUGCAACGAUGGGACAACAGUGUUUAAUUUUGUCUUUAGGGUGUGGCCGACUCUAAUGCAGAAUCAACACCAGGCACAUCAUCAAUCAGAGCGGUAACAACAGCACCGAUAACCACAGUUUUAACCACACUCAAACGUAAGUGAGAAUUAUGUGAACAACCAUCAUGAAUAGCCACAAUGUCAUUAAUGUUAGUGAUUCAUAUUGUUUUUUUUUUCUUUUUCUUACAUCUAUGCAACCGUUUGAAGCCCCAGAUAAUGUCAGGAAAAUUACCGUGACAAUUAAAACUGAGAACAGUAUAACUCUGGAAUGGGACAAAGUCAAUAACAUCCCGUUCUACUUUGUUCAAUAUCGACACAACGGCAACAAGGAGGUACUCAUUAAUGAUACCAGCACAGGGCCAACAAUUUCACAUGUAGUCACUAACCUGACAGCUGGGACAAAAUACGACUUCACAGUCAUCACUACAUUAAAUGGAGCCAACAGCACUGGAACAAUAAAGGAAACGUUUACCAGUAAGUAACACUUGAUACACUGCUUAAAUAUACAACAUUCACAAUAGAUGUCAUCUAUGAGAUAUUCAAAAUAAAAUUUGCAUUAGAGAUUGUAUACAAAACCAAAGAUACAAUAGAGAUUUGAUGAUUUCAUCCAUUCAGGGGAACUAACUAACUUUUUAUGUAUCCUAGGGCCUCGUAAUGCGAACGAUUUUAAAUACAUAGAUCAAAAUGAGACCAGUAUAACUCUACAGUGGACUAAAGUGGAAAACGACCACUAUGAAGUUGGGUAUAAUUCAGGAAGUAAGAACUUCACUGUAUCAGAGGACACGGUGACAAGGACAAUCUCAGAUCUCACGGAUACGACUGAGUACACCUUCACUCUCUUCACUUUGUUUGAAGAUGACAGAAGCACCGGAGUGAGCAUCAGAGCAUCCACUGGUAAGAGAAUGAUUUUCCUCUCUGGUUGCCAUUAAACAGAAUCCAUAACCAAAUACACAGAUUUAAAGAUGUGUGGUUUUCUUAUGACCUUGCUUUAUUUGUUUUUGAAAGUUUUACAGAAAUGCAAGCUCUCAUCUGUUGUUGUUGCUUUGAUAAUAUUGAAUUUGCAUAAGCGUGCUUAAAAAAAAAAAAACAUUAAAAAACAUGAAAAUGUUGAACAUCGGAUAUUACAUACUUCUUAAUUAAACCCCCAAUUUUAACAGUUUCUUCACCAUGUUGUUUUACAUCCAAGCUCCUCCAAAUCCAGACGGCCUAGUAAUACUUGGACAAAACCAGACCAGUAUAACCUUGCAGUGGAAGAGAAUGGGUAAUCUCAGCUACAAAUUAGGGUUCAAUGAGACAUUCCUGGAGGAAAUUCCAGCUGUAGAAGGUCAAGCAACAGUGACAAAAACAAUCCACGGACUCACAAGAGGGACUAAAUACAACUUGAGUCUCUUUGCUGUGUUUCAUAAUGUCAGCAGUAGUGGACUUCCCUUCACUGCAGUCACAGGUAAACUGAUUCUAAUCCGUUAAAGGCUUACAAUAUAGUUCAAAGUGAUGACAACAAACUAUCAUCAGUCAUAUUAUCAUUACUAACUUUAAGAUGUCAUGACCUCUGUGAGGUUGAAAACUGCUGAAGUGUAAUAUGAUGUCAGCACUAUCUUGUCAGCUUUCAUCUUAUAAAAGUAAAAAUUCAUGCUGUUUGUCAUGUUGCUGUACUCUCCAGCUCCCGGUGAUGUAGAAAAGUUCAACGUAGCUGCACGAAAUGAAACCAGCAUCGCUCUGCAGUGGAAAAAGGUGGAUGGCCUACCUGAUUACACAGUCAUGUACAAUGAAAAUGAAGAAAACAUCAGCUCACCAGGAGGAGAUUCAGUGGUGACAUUCACAGCCUCUGGACUUCAGAGUGGGACGAAAUAUGAAUUUCGUGUGUUCACUGUGUUUGAAAACGUCACAAGCAGUGGGGUGACGUUUACGGCAGUCACUGGUAAGACAUUUUCCCCCUGGUACAUCUGAAACAAGAGCUUGGUGAGAACUGUGUGUAAAAUGUAAUCUAAAUUUUCAAUGUAAAAACAAGAUUAGUGCUCUCUAUUACUGACUGCAGCAGAUUAAAUAUUUAGAUUACAUUAUGAAUCCUUUAUUUAGAUCUGUAUUUUUUCCAAAAUUGUAACCCUGCCCUUCUUUUCUUUACAAUUUAGCUCCUCGCAACACAGAUAAGAUAAGCCCUGUUGAACAAAAUGAAACCAGCAUCACUCUGGAGUGGACUAAAGUAGAGGGCAUAUUCAAUUACACCCUUGAGUAUGAUGGAAAUAAGAUUAACAUCUCUGCAUCGGAGGGAACUAAUGUGACAGUCUCAGAUCUCACUAAUACGACUAAGUACAACUUCAUCCUCUUCACUGUGUUUGAAGAUGUCAAAAGCAGUGGAGCUCACAUCUCUGCAGCUACUGGUGAGAAUGUGUUUGUCUUCUAUGAUAUUACAUUUUUUUAUGACAUUGACUAUUAAUAAAAUUAAGGAAAAGAAAAUUGUCUAUCAUAAUUAGAGUAUCCCCGAUCUGGUGACACUUUCAUAACUGUGUCUCUUUAAAUCUCAGCUCCUCCAAAUGCAGAAAACUUUGGUCAAGUUGACCAAAACGAGACCAGCAUCACUCUGCAGUGGGAAAAAGUGGGUCAAAUCCUUAAUUAUGCACUAGAGUUUGGUGGAAAUGUGACGAACAUCACAGCACCAAAAGAACAUCAACAGGUGACAACGACUGUCCUUGAACUUCAAAGUGGGACUAAAUACACUUUCAGAGUUUUUGCUCUAUUUGAAAAUGUCAGAAGCAGCGGACGAAACUUAGUUGCAGCCACAGGUGAGACGUUUUCUUCUUUAUAGGCUUACAACCAAAGCUCUGUAAAAACAAGAGAGUAACUGUCUCUUACUGUUAGUGAGAUGAACUCUUUCAACUGUUUCUCAUACUGUUUCUUAACACCUUACCUUUUUUUUGGACAGGGAGUUAAAAAAAAAAAGGGACACAAAACUGAAAGUUUAGAAGUGUGACCAAACAUUGUCUCAGCCAGUCCAUCUUAUUUAAUUCAUAAUUAAUGACUCGUCAAUGUUCAAAGUGUCUGACACAGGAGUGAUUGUUUGGGCUUUGUGAUUGAAGAGUUGUAUUAUUGUUUGGUGGUGAGUGAAAGCUUUUUGUCUCUCGGUUAGUUCCCUCGAAGGUGACUUCUGUCAAAGUUACUCGACGCUCUGUGAGGUUGGUAACCCUGGAGUGGACAAGUUUGCGGAGAGACUGGAGCUACUCUCUCCACAUAAAUGGGGAGUCUUACAAACCAAAACCUAGUGUAUUUGAUGGUGUUGUGAAGAUUGAAGUUCGUUCUCUUGAUCCUGGGACAGUGUAUCCAUUCAAUGUGACCACAACAUUCUUUGGACACAGCAGUGAAGCUUAUGAAGACUUUACAGUGACAAGUAAGUUCAGAGUUGUUGCCUUGAAGGAGAUUUUUCCUUUGAGUUAAACUACUGUUCUAGGUGUAAACUGAUAAAAAUCAUACAAGUCAUAGCUCUGAAAAAGUUGUGUUUUCACUAAGUUUUGUGCAAUUAUUUUGUCAUUCAUUUCAGCCAUACACUGUGCAAGUGGAGACUGGCAAGUCACCGACUCAACGAUCACAGGAAUGAUUAAUGGAGAGUUUACAAAUGCAACAGCAUCAAACAAAUCAGAAACUCAUAACAGUACUGGGAGUGGGAAAGUGUCAUUUACUGGUCUUUACCCUGGAGAAACCUAUGAGGUUAAACUGGUACUUGAGAAAGACUCCAGACGCUUUAAUCAAUGUGACGACACAUUUACUAUCACCACCAGUAAGUACCAACCUGUUCCACCAUAUUAACUCAGUGUUUGUCUGCAUUUUUACUGAGACCUCUGUAUUUCUAUGUUUGUUUAUGUACUGUACAUAUUUUAAAAAUUAUUUAUAUAUUAUAUUUUUUAAAUUAAGGUCUGUUUUGUUGCAUACUGAUAGUGAGAGCUGUGAAGAGAUGAGCUGUCAUGUAAUUAGCAAUAUUUGACAUGUUCCUAAAAUCAACAUAUAAACCCCUAAGGAAACAUUGGUGCUCCUCAGUAAAAUAGCGUUUUCUCACAUUAGUGCAAGACUGUUAUUUAUUACGCCUCUGUAUUGGCCUUAAUGAUGUUCUUUUUUGACAUUUGGUACACUUUGAAAAACUCCUAUCAAACCUCAUUGUGUUUAGUACAUACUGCACAUGCAUUGAUUUUUAUGUGUUUGAAAAAUGAGACAUUUACUCACUGUUGGUGGAGCUAUUUUCUUAUUGUCUCAUAAAUGUUUCUUUCCUGCUGUUUCCCGCAGUUCCUCCAGUUGUUGAAGCUUACUGUGAGUACAGUGGAUCUGGAUAUUCUGCUUUGAUUGGCUGGAAUGAACCACCGGGCAUCUGGGAUUCAGUGAAGGUUGUUAUGAGUGGGGAAAUUCGCACAAUACCUUCCGAUAUGGAUCGAACUGUCACAAUAUUUGGAUUUCAACCUGCAAAAACGUAUAAAGUGCAUGUCACUACACGAUCCCGAGAAAGACAAUCUCCAGAGUUUGUUUUUUCAUGUACCACUGAUCCAAGGGGUGAGUAUAAAAUGUUACUACUGCUCUGUAAAAUACAACCUCAUUGUGAUUUAUUCUUAAUUUUUUAUUACACUAUUUGUUAUCAGGGCUUUAGACUUGCUCCGUCUAUCAUUCUAGAAGGGAAAAAGGAUAAUGUCACUGUCAUAUAAAUGGGAACCACUCUAAUCGCAUAUCGAAUUUCUGUUACAGAGAAUUUACUUCAAAGUUUUCUCUUUGCAGGGGUCAUUGCAGGGUCAGUUAUUGGUGUGCUUCUUUUUGUUGCUCUGGUUGCCUUCAUUUUGUUUAAGAGACCAGAUCUAAUCAGGUUGGUUCUGCCUCAGCGACUUCAGUCAGAUUAUCCUACUCUGAACUCUGCUGAAUCAGGCUAAAUUACUGGACCUUGUUUCUAUUUCCUGUAGGCGAAACAAACCAUUUAUCAACGGUACCAAACAAAACAAUAAAAAGCCCAAGUAAGUAUAGAUUGAAUAUCUCUUUAUUUAUACUAUACUUUCAGUCUCUUGGUCUUGUAUAGCACUGAUUUCCACCAAGUUUCAAGGUUUAAAUACAUCAGAUUUGUAAUUUAAGUCAGUCUUUGUUCUGUACUGAUUGUAUAUGCUCAUUUUCCUACCUGUCAUAAUAUAUUUAAAAUCACUGAUAUAACAAAUGAGGUUUUUUUUCCCCCAGGACUAUCUCUGUGGAUAAGUUUCCCGACCAUUUCUACCAGUUAAGUGCAGAUGCAAACAGAGGUUUCAGUGAGGAAUAUGAGGUAUGUAAAAAAAUCUUAUUGUUCCUCAUUUUUCUUCCAGUAAGAAUGCAAAACUUCCUGUUUUAGUUAAGGUAUCAAUUUGUUAUCUUUCGACCUUUGUUUCAAUCACCUGCCAUGCUAUCCAUCAACCUUUGUACAGAACCUUGCGCCUGUAGGCACCGAGCAGACUCGCAAGGAAGCUUGUCUCCCUGAAAACAAACCAAGGAAUCGUUUCAACAACGUCCUUCCGUGUAAGCUUACCCUUUGACAGCUGCGUCAUGCAAUAAUGACCAUAAAUGCUCAUAAAACUGUCUAGAUACACUGACUCUUUCCAUUCUGGAUCUUUAUUUGUCGUGGCGCAACACAAUUAAGCCAUAUAUUAUUAUUUUUAUCCUAGAUGACUGGUGUCGAGUGAAGCUAACUUCAUCAGAUGCAGAUGGGAUGUCAGACUACAUCAAUGCCAAUUACAUGCCUGUAGGUAUCACCUUAUGACUAACAAUCAUAAAGUGAAGAUGUUUUUACAGUAACUGAACACCAUACGUGAUCCAUUAUGUUUUACCAAAAUAAGCUCUAGCUUGUAAGACCAAAUUUUAAAAACCAACAUCACUCAUAAUUCCAUCAAUGAGGGAAGCUGCCAAGGUUGCACCAAUAUUCAUUUGUGUUCCACCAUUGUCCUGUCAGGGCUACAACAGCAGCAGAGAGUACAUUGCCACUCAGGGUCCUUUGCCCUCCACUGUCAAUGACUUCUGGAGGAUGAUCUGGGAGCAGAGAGUGAAAGGCAUUGUCAUGGUGACCAACUGCAAAGAGAGUGGAAAGGUGAGUCCAGGUAGAGGGUUCAUCUUUAAAUAGCAGAUUUUAUAGGCAGUGCAGAUUUGAAUAUUGUGAGCUGUUGUAAAUCAUUUACUUUAAUGACUCACAUUCUCACAAAUGGCAAAGGCCAAUAUGUCCUGUUGUUACCUCCCAUUUUGAUCGAUUGCUUUCUACACACUUUAAUUAAACAUAUUUACCGAUUGUGUUUCCUCAGAUCAAGUGUGAACAAUACUGGCCUGGAGACCAAAAACCUGUCCUGUGUGGAGAGCUUUUAGUCACCAUGACAAAUGAACAGCAGGAGCCUAACUGGACACUGAGGGAAUUUACGUUGAAACAUGUAUGUAAACAUAUAUAAAAUAUUUACGAUGUACAUAAACAUGAUGGGCAACAACAGUGUUAAAUAUGUAAAUAAAAAUAGUAAUUAUGUUUAACUCCAUCUCCUUCAGAGCACAAAUAAUCAGAAAUAAAAAGGUUUAAAUACAGUUUGUUGAAAUUGUCAGAAUAGCUGGUUUGUUAACAAUUGAUUUCCAAGAGGAUGUUUGACUCCUUAAAUUAACAUUCACUUGGUUAGAAUUUUAGACUUACAGUAUUUUAACUCCGCAAUGUAUUUCUUUUCCACAGAAAAACUACUCAGAGGUGCGCAAAGUGAAACAUUUUCACUUCACAGCCUGGCCUGACCAUGGAGUCCCGCAGGGCACAGAGGUCCUAAUCCGGUUCAGAGGUCUGGUGAGACAGCACAUUGAGAGAGAAGGGACUGGAGCACCUACUGUGGUUCACUGCAGGUACACAACAGAAAGUUCCUGAUGAUCUGCAAAAGCAAUCCAUUUUAUGGCUUUUUUUUGAGUCGCAUGAUGAAAUAAAAAUCAUUCGCUUGAACACCACAAGGAUCAUCUGACAAGCAUUUCUGGCAAGAAUAAAAUGGCUUUUUUCCCCCUCGUCUCUUUUAGUGCUGGAGUUGGGAGGACAGGCACGAUCAUUGCCUUGGAUGUUCUUCUUCAGCAGCUUGAGAAAGAGCGUGCAGUGGGCAUUCACCCUUUCGUGCAUAAAAUGAGGCUGAGCAGACCAUACAUGGUGCAAACAGAGGUACAAACCUCCCUGAGGUUUUAUUUCCUUUAUUAGAUACCUAAGCAGGGGCCUGCUUUGCUUUUGUUUCUGCUGCCUUUAAUAAACCAUAUGUAAAAGUUAAAUUUUAAUAUUGAGGUGCAUUUGCAUCCUCUAAAAGAAUAAGUUAAUAUUGCAAUCUUUACUGGCCCAUUUUCCCUCUUACAAACCAAUCUGAUCAUUUAGUUGUUGUGCUUUACUUUGCCAAAGUAGAUGUGUAAACGCACAGAUGACCACGCAUGAAUAAAUCCACUGUCAGGGUUGCACAUCAUAUCACAAUGUUAUAUUUGUACCGUUAUAUUUCUCUAAUGCAGGCUUCCUCUACAUAGCUUUGUCAUAUUUCUGAAGGCUUGCAUACUGCUUUUUAUAAAUAAAAAGUUAUCUUUGUUUGCAGUUGAUUGUGGUAAACCAGUUGAGGCUGUGGUUAAAUGCACAAAAGAAAGCGUGAGGCAGAUCAUGAUGUGUUUAUUGCACCCCUCGCUCACAGUUCUGCUUUUGAAAUAACCAGCUGCUGUGGUUUCCUUUUUUCAGUCCCAGUAUGUUUUCUUGCACCAAUGCAUCAUGGACUCUCUGCACCAAAAUGAGAAGAGCGAAGAGAACAUUUAUGAGAACGAGGACAUGAUGUAUGUGAACGCUACUGCACUUCGAGAGUUUCACAAAGGCUCCCAAGCUUGAGUUGAUUGUCAGUCUAGAUGCACUUAAUAAAGAGUUGAUAUUUAAUCCUACAUGCUAGGUUUGGUUAAGCACUGAAAAUAUAAGACUUAUUUUAUGUUCACCUUUUCCAUGUUACCCUUAACAUUUUAUUUAACUCUAAUUUUUGUGUUUCAUCUUUUUAAUGUAUUUUCAUGAUUAUGAAUUCUAUCAUAGAGGGGGAAACUUCAGAGGACAGAAGAAUGUUUUAAAACUGAAAUAAGACAAUAAGUAAAGAAAUGUAAAUAAUGAAAUUAUUAGAUAAAAUGAAAAUGAUCUUCAACUUGUACAAUAAAUGAUUUUAUUUAAAAAAAAA
This is a messenger RNA of Xyrichtys novacula (pearly razorfish), 9537 nucleotides long. Lineage: Eukaryota; Metazoa; Chordata; Actinopteri; Labriformes; Labridae. The record is from the annotation of a GenBank genome assembly.